AUGGCUUCAGGUGGAGCAGAAGAAGAAGAAGAUGGAGGGAUUCCAUUGGACAUUGACAAUGUGCACAUGCUCCUCCAAGUGGAGCAUGAGCAGAUUCAGAAGAGGACAUUCACCAACUGGGUAAAUGCUCAGCUUGCAAAGAGAUGCCCCCCCUCGUAUGUGUCGGACUUGUUUUCUGAUCUCAAAGAUGGAUCGCAGCUCCUCGACCUGCUGGAGGUGAUGAGCGGUCAGUCAAUGAAAAGACAAAGAGGUCGUGGGGUUUUCCAGCAGAGGGCCAACAUUGAGACGGCACUAAACUUCAUCAAGAAAAAGUCUAUCAAAUUGGUGAACAUAAACAUCCCAGACAUCUUAGAUGGGCGGCCAACCAUCAUCCUUGGCCUCAUAUGGACCAUUAUUCUCCACUGUCACAUAGAAGAGCUGGCUAGUGCUCUCUCCUUCAGCUCUCGUCAUUCCUCCCUCGACUCUUUGUCCAGCCUGGAUUCCUGGUCUGGCAGUCCCGUCCCAGCUAGUCCAGUCCCUGCAGGGCGGACAUCACCUCUCCACAGACGCUUCCGUAUUUCAGCCAAGAAGGCCCUUCUCAUGUGGGUCAGAGACCAAUGCCAAAAGGUUCACUGCUCUGUCAGUGUGAAGGACUUUAAGUCAAGCUGGAGAAGUGGUGAGGCCUUCUUGGCCAUCCUGUGUUCUCUCAGACCACAGCUGGUUGAUCUCUCACUGGUCCGGUCCAGAAGCAACCAGGAGAACCUGGAAGAAGCUUUUCACCUGGCUGAGCAGGAGCUCCACAUCCCCCGCCUGCUGGACCCCCAAGAUGUUGAUGUUAAAAGUCCUGAUGAGAAAUCCAUCAUGACUUAUGUGGCCCAGUUCCUGCAGUACUCCAAUGACAUGCCAGCACCUGAUGACCAUCUGCAGGUUUCUCAGAGUGAACGAGCACAAGAAGUGACUUGCUGGCUGCAGCAGGCCUAUCAGGAACUAUCAGAGGCAUGGGCGGCAGCAGAGAGAUCAAGUUAUGCUGAAAAACAUCAGGUGUUUCAGAGUCUUGCUGGCUCUUUCACUGAGCAGAGAAGACCAGUGAUGACCCUCUUUGGUGCCAUAAGACGCUGCCCUGAGCUGAGUCAGGAGCAGGAAACUCUGAAGAUGGCGUGGGAUUGUCUGGAGGAAGAGCUGAAGAGGUGCAAAGCAGACCUGGACCUGAGUCUUCCUCCUCCUCUGGACUCAGUUGUUGCAUGGCUGCAGCGAGCAGAGGCAGUGCUGAAGGAAGAGGGAGGGAAAACGAAAGAUCAUGCAGAUGCUGCCAAAGAAGCAAGAACUCAACAAGACAACUUAAAGACUUUAAUUAAGGAGAUGAACCAUUACGUCAAGAUCCUUGAUACUCACCACAACACAGAUGAUGUGGGAAAUGUAGCAGUGCCUCCUGAAAAGUUAGAGGAGAUAAAAAACCGUUUAACCAGCAUCCGAAUCACAGCCAAAUAUGAAGGGAUCAAGUUGGAAUACCAGGAAUCUCUUCACACAGUACUGGACCUCUUGAGACAUAUCAGCGCUAAAGUCCAGACCUGGAAAGCUCCCUGCAAGUCUCAGGAGCACAUACGUGUUCUGGUUGCAGACUGGCAUGAGACCAUUGAGCGUCAAGGCCUAAUCUUGAUUCUGAUGGAUGCUCUCCAAAACCUGAGGGAAAGAGCUAAUUCUUACACCAGCAAAGCUUCUCUAGGUGAAGAUUCUCAGCGUGUAACUCGUCAGGUGAAGGAAGCAGAAAGUGAAACUGAACUGGUCAAACAGGCUGUGACGACUUCAAAAAGGAUGAUGGAAAGAGCAGAGUCUGCAUGGAAACUGUACAACAGUCACUUUACUUCCCUACAAGCAUGGCUACCACAGAUGAUAUCUUCAGAAGCCGAGUGUCCUGCAGUAAAAAUACGGGAUAUGAGUGAGUGUCAUGCUCAGUUAAAUGAGGUGGGGAACUUUCUUAUUGAGGUGACUGAAACUACAACCCGCCUCACUCUGGCUGAACAGCUCAGCAAAAUCAACAUUCAGUGGGCUGAAUGCAUGAAGAAGACAGUGUUUGAAGUACCGCCAGAGCAAAGUAUUGGUGCUUCAUGUCUUCAUAUGGUGCAUUCACUGACCCAAGAGGCCAGUUUACUAAUAAGACAGCCACUAGAGGUGGCUUCAGUCCCACUAAAGGCGAGCAUGCAGAAACUACAGUCAUUGAGAAAAAAGAUGGCAGAGGUGGACGUGUCCCCUUUUAUCACUUCUCCUGACUUUCAAACAAGUCGCACAGAAAAACUGCAGCAAACUCUCCCACAGAUGCUUGCUGAAGCAGAAAGAACCUGUGGGGAGCUGCAGCGGGCAGCAUCCAGGCUGGAAGGACGUCUGGCUGAACUGGAUCACUGGAACACAGACGCCCUCGACUGCUAUGACCGACUGAAGGAGAAAAUGCACAAACGACGCUCUGCAUUAGAGUCUUCAACCAAAGUUUUGAUCUCUCGAGGCUUGGAGCUUGUACAGCUGGUGGUAACUGAGGGUCAUGAUCUGCAGGACUUUGUCACAAGACAAAAGAAAACCUCUCCUCUGCAGCAUCUCAGCACCACUAGCAUGAAGAGCAGAGUCUCAACUGCAGUCUUUCACACCCAGGACAUUCUUGAGAAGUUUAGUUCCAUUGGGUUCCAUCAGCAAGUUGGUGAAUUUCCUGAGCAGCAGCUGCCAUUUGAAACAGUCAGUCAGACACCUUCAGAGACAGGGGCGUAUGUUGUUGCCAGAACCAAACAUGUAGACCAGAUUGGGAGCGUUAUGCUGCAAACUCAGGACCUGAAUCAGAUUUCAUCUCACAUGUCUCAUCAAAGAGGUCUCCAGGUUUCUAAAAGGCAGCACACCAACACUGAGGAUAAAAAAGAAGUUGCACCCCGUGUAGUGGUAAAAAUGAUCUCUCAGCCCUCGAAGGAACCAGUGCAACAGUCAUUUUCUCAAACUUCAAUAGAAGCUGAAUGUCAGCUUUCAGUUCAGCUGCAGUCGUGUUCGGAAUCCCAAGUUCAAGCUUCAGGUUUCAGUCAGAAUGCUAUGAUGCCAACCACUCUUGGAAUAAAGUGUCCAGAGAGUCCAGCUCUGUCUACACAUGCAGCAAGUUCAGUCAUGGAUGAGAAACAAUGCUUUCAGAAUAUCCAUCACAAAUCUAGAGUGCAAACAAACCCUUCACAGAGUCCUACGUCUCCACUGGUUAUGAUCUGCAGUGAAGUUCAUUCCAAAGCACAGUCGAUGGCAAGGAGCAGGCUGGAGAAGGCCAGGCUUCGUCUGCAGGGAAGCAUCCAUCAAGCUAUUAAGUUAUUUGAUGGCAAAAAAAUUUCCGAAUCUCAAGCCAAAAAGAAACAGAAAGCUUUAAAAAUUCUGCAGCCUGCCAUGCUUGAAGAGUUCCUGGGUGCUGUGGAAGGUUUUGGGGCCUUUUGCUCUGAGCCCCAGCUCCAGGACUUGAUGCUUCUCUCUGAUUCAGUCAGAAAGCAGUGGGAGGAUGUACGCAGAGAAAUAGCUGCCUUUGUUCACGCCCUCUGGUCUAUAAUCAGAGAAGGAAAGCCGUCGUUUUCUGUUGUGCAAUGUGACACGAGUACUAACACUCUCCAUGAAGACACUGACCAGACUGACCAUGAUUAUUUGCAGCAGCAGCAACAGGUACUUGAGGGUCCAUCUAUGGAGCAACAUGUUGAAACACUCAGAGAGCUGUGUGAAACCCUGACUCCAAGGAAAUCCUCCAGCCUUGAAACACAGCAGCUGACAGAUGAGGUGCAGGAAGCACAAACCAGUGACACAGCACUCCUGCCUGAGAGGGGUCAGCAGCCUGAGGGUAACACCCUGCUGAGUUCGACAUCCAUGUCGGCCGACACACAGCUGAGCACCAGUCUCCUGCAGAAACAAAGCGUAGACGGCACACGACAGCUCUCGCCUGAGGUUACUUCUCUGUCUGUGCAGCAUGGAGACAUCCUCCAGCUGCAAAGGUGGGAAAUCCCAGCAGAGAGCAAGAACAAGUUGAUGCAGAGUAAAGGCUGCAGGUCGGAGCAAAAGCAAAAGUCUUCUCUUCGAGCCAAAGAGCAGGUGCUGAAAGCUCGUCUGCUGCAGAUCACAGAGAGCAGCCCGCAAUCACAAACUCAGAUACAGGCUGUUGUCAGGAGCAACACUGUGGAGAGCAAACAGGAAGCACAAUGGACCUUCAUCCCAGCGCGAACUGCCCCAUCACAGGUGGAUCACCCCUCUGAGCAGGAAGCACCAGAGAGAAUGAUGUCUCUGGAGAAAACUGCUGUCCCAGUAGAGUCUGUUGAUGUUCAGAAGGCACAGAUCAAAGAAAAACUGAACCAGAUCACAAGACAGUCUGUAGACAUCACCUCUCUGACAUUAGCUGAAUCUACAAUGUUUUCUGACUUAAAGGAGAUGGGUGGCACACUGCAGGCUGAAAUAAGGAAAUUAUCAGAACAAAGAGCUGAAGAGGAAAAACGAGGGCCAGAAACCACAUCCCCAUCAUCCCACUGCCAGGCACUCUACAAUAACAUUCAUCAACUGGAGCAGCUCAGACAGCAGCUGGAGGAAGUUCAGUCAGCUGGUCAGGCUCUGGAUCACUUCCUGGCCUCACUGAGAGACAUCAAGGCUCAGAUCUCCAACCUGCUGGCAAACCAAGACCCCAGCAGACAGAAAAAGGAGGGAGACUUGGAGCAGGAGGGACAUUCUUGGCAGGCAAUAGUGCAGGAGUUGCAGCCUGCUAUGGAACAAGCUGAUGUUGCUGACAGCAGUUUGAAGGCAGUAGGUAUGAUUGUGAUUAUGGAUGGUGCAAUUGUGACAUGCCAGGAUGUGGUGAAAUCUGUGUCCCUGCAUGUUGUGGAGAAGGACAAAGAAUAUGCUUCAGCCAGGAGAAAACUGAGAGAACAAGAGCUACUUCUUCUGGAAAAGAAGACAAUACAGGACAGUAAAGAGUUGAAAACAUGCUCCACUCCAAGUGUGACAGAAGAAGAGGCAGAGUUGGAGGCCAAAAGGAAUAAACAGGAAGGGGAGAGAGAGCAAGAGCAAAAGGCUCAAACAUGGAGAUCUGUGGGGGAUACCUUGAAAACCAGUGACCAGCGACGACAAAGAAGAAGUAGCCAGAUUAAAAAAGAGGCAGAGGAAAAGGAGAGUAUCGUCCAGAGGACAGUUGCCUUGUUAGCAACACUGAGGGAGACAAAGGAAGCAGCUGAGCAGCUGAGGCUGCAGGAGCCCACCCUGCCUGCUCUGCAACAGAGGACUCGUGCCUUGACAGAGUUGGAAAGUCAUCUUGCUUGCCUUCUUUCUGAGGUGCAAUUCCUACGUAAUGCUUCUUCACAAUCAGGAACCCUAAAUGAGAAUCAGACCAAAGAGAUGGAGGAUCUUUGGGAGAAGACAACAAGAACUGUAUCUGAACGGCUGGAGCAGAGCACUGUCCUAACAAAGCUGCUGAAGAGGUUUCAGAGUGUUCAUGGGGAGCUGAAUGGAACACUGCAGAGAGCUGAGAGCACUAUCAGUGAACAAGCCUCCUAUAUGGGGAAAGAUAACUUGCAGAAACUACACACUAAGAUCCGGGAAACAAAAGCAGAACUGAGUAAUAUGGGGGAUGACAUAGAGGAGGUCCGCAGCAUCUGCAGGCAGCUUCACUUUCAUCUACGUCAGGUACCAGGUUGCACCACUAUCCCAUUUGAGAGUGAAGCAGAUGGUCUCAUGGAUCGCUGGCUGGAUUUAUCAGAAAGAACUGAUUCCCACCUUGAAAACCUUCAUCUUUGCUUGACUUUGUGGGAGGGAGUCCUUCAGCUGGGGACAGAAGUGGGGAAUUGGACUGAUAGUAAACUCACAGUGUUUGCUCAGUGUCCCUCAUUUCAGACUGAGGAUGACAUCAAGGUAUUGCAGAAUGAGAUUACGAAUCAAGAGGAGAAUAUUCAGCAUUUUCACCGAAGAGCCACCGAGAUUCAGUCGCUGCUUCAAAGCUCAGAGGCCCCACUGGAGCUGCAGGUGGUGGAAACCCAAAUGAGGAAGAAGAUAGAGCAGCUAAAGGAGCUUGCUUCUGAAGCUGAGGAUUUUUGUAAGCAGAUGGUGUCCACCAAGGGACAAAUUACUGGGAGAAUGGUAGAGUGUUUAAACUCCCUCCAGAAGAUCCAAGAGGCUCUCCUCACUCUCACAGGUCCAGAUGUUGCAACAGUCCUUGCAAAACUUAAGGAACUAUGCUGGCAGCUCCACACUCAAGAUGAGCAGGCGGAGAGUCUAAUGGAGGAUGUGCAAGUUCUGGCUUCUAUAGCCGGUCCUGAGAACCUCCAGAGUCUGUCUGUAAGCGGGAUCCAGCUGCAGGAAAAAGUAAAAAAUACCCAUGAACUCUUCUCUGAGGUUGAGGAACAGACUGAGAGGAACAUCAAGGACCUUGACAGACUGCAAACAGAGAAAGAAUACCUGGAACAAUGGCUUCAUACUACAAAGAAGGGAGAUCUUAGUCUCUUGCAAGAAAAAGUACUUCAACAAAGUGUUAGGACAGAGCUUCUUGGACAGCUUGUGUCAUCUUUACGAAGCAGCAACCUUCAGCAGUCUGCGCUGCUGGAGCAGAGCUGCAAACUGCUGGAGCAAUACCACAACUUACACUCUGACACGCAAGGUGUAACAGAGGAGAAACGCUGCUCUCAGACUAGGGAAAUUGAAGUGUUUCGGGUUUUGUCAAAGUCCACACAAUCAUGGAUUAAAGAUCUGAGACAAACUGUUGACUCACCUCUUAUUGAAAGCCAUGGGAUCCAGACUCCAGUUGAACAAAGACUUCACUGUGUUCAAGCUGUGCAAAUGGGAAUAACAGAAGGGGAGACUCGCCUGGAAGAGCUCAGAGUUAAUGGAAAUAGUCUGAGCCAAAGACUGUUUGACAGAAAUGACCUGAAACAGGAAGUUCAGGAGACUAUUCAGAAAACAGAGGAGCAGUGGAGAGACCUUCUGCAGUCAGUUCAGCCAUAUUACAGGGCUAUUCAAGCUGAUCCAGAGCUCACCUCUCUGUACCUGGCUAGAAGACGAGAGGCUUGGUGCAGAGUGAAAGAGCUGCAGCACAGAACUGAUCAGCUUCCCACUUUCUUCCCCUGGCCUGGCGCAGCUGAGCGUGCACAAGCCUGCCGACUUGCCCAUCAGCUGCUGGAGGAAUUUGCAUCUCUACAAUUAACUCUUACCAGCCUGGAUGAGCAGAGGAAGGAGCUAGCUGAGAAAACAAGCAAUAACAUCUGGAAAGAUUCCUCCUGGACUGAGUUGGACACCCUCUGCUCAGCACUGAUGGCAGAGCUGAAGGGUUUGUGCUCCCGCCUCGAGGAAGGUGGGAGUAAUGAGGAACAAUUUGGCCAGUUGCUGCAGGACUGCCAUGAUAAAUUGACAUCCCUGCAGGAAAAGAUGUCAGUCUGUCAAGCUCAGAAAGAAAGCUCAGCUGGAGUGAAAACUGAUGUUCCAGCUCUGGAAGCCUUGCUACGAGACUUAAUAGACAUUGAAAAGGACCUUUUACAGCUUGUAACACUCAAAGACUCCGUCACAGUCAGUUCCAUAGCUGACACCCAUGUAAGCCUUUCCCAGCAAGUUAACGACCUCCAAAACCACAAGAUAGCGCUAGAGAGUAGCAUCAGAGACCAUCUAGCAAAGCUUAAAGUGAUUCAGCGAGUUGAGGAAGAAGCCACUUAUUUACAGACAGCGCUGAGAGAUCUAACUGAAAAUGUGGGGUCUGUCUCUCAGCCUGAGACCUACAAAGUGUUGCCUGGUAUCUGUCAUCUGAAACAGCAGUGGUGCAUAAUAAAGGACUGUGAUAAGAGGUUGACAGUGUUAGCUGCCAGAGUUAAUGACCUGCACAGGACAAGAGAGUCGAUCACCACACAGGAAAGCACUACUGCAGAUGUCAUUUCAACUGUCAGUGCCGUUCUUAAAGAUCUCGACAGUCUCCAGUCAUUUUUUCUACUGAAAAAACAGGAAUUUAUUAAAAAUACUGCUGAGACAGUAAUAGGAGUCAUCAACCAGCUGCAGUGGUGGAGUCAAACAUUACAAAUUGAGCCCUCUUCACCUAGUCAGGUAGCCCUGGAUGAAGGUUUGCAGCUUCAGCAAGUGCUUCAGGAAGUGCUCUCAGAACAUGACUUUCUUCUAGAUUGUCUGGGAGCAGAAGUGGCAGUGAGUCUGGAGACAACCGCUUCAAGUGCUCUCACUGAGAGUCAACCUGUAGUUCACACUCUAUCUAAUCACCUGAAUUACCUUGGGUCAAAGGAUAAUAGCUGUACAUUGUACACUGAAAUGCAAAGCAGCAUGAACAUGUCACUCUCUGGAAAUAACACAAAGGCAUUCAUCUCAGACUCACCUCGUACUCUGAGCAACACUCAGCAGGCAAACAUUAAGCCCUUGCAAAGAGACAGUACUUCAGCAUCAGCAUUGGUUCCAAGAAAAUCCCUUGUAGAUGCAGAUAAUACUAAAGAAAUAGUUUCUGCACCUUGUGUCACUUCCCUGAAUGAAGCAUCAUUAACGCAGCCAAAGAAACUGCCAAAUCCUACAACUCAUGAUGUGUCUGAACUUCUAGCAGCACCAUCAAAGACUUUUAAGGCCAUAACAGAUGGUCAAAAACAAGAACAGUGCACAAGAAGCUCACAGAAAGUAUUUAGUAUAAUGUUGGAGCUGCAGACAUGGGACAUACAGCAAAGUGGACAUUUUGUGACUAGUGAUUCAGAUGUUUGUGGAUGGUCUCAAGAAAAUCAGCUUUGUGAAGCAAAGUCUGAAGAAGCUAAGAAGAAAUCAAGACUCUCCACCACAUCCAUCAGUCCUAAAUCAAGCCUUUUGGCAGAACCAGAGGAGGUCAAAUCUGAAAGUGCCAAAUUACCAUGCAAUGCAAGCCCCCAAACCCCUGACUUGGAUAACAUUGAGAAUUUGACUUUCUUCAAAUCAUACUGCACUGUUGCUGAAAGCCAGCUUACUGGUGCACAUGGAGCAGAAACCACAUUUUCAGACGGCAAGCAAGACAAGAUGACAGAUUUCUGUCACUCUGGGGAACAAACAGUGAGCUCAGUGUGCACAUUGCAAACUGGAGAUUCCUUACAUGAAACACAAAGAGUUGCCACUGACAAUAAACAGAUGAUGGCUGCUGAAACUGCACAGAACACAGAUACAGCAUGUGAGGAGGUGGAAAAAAGAGAAAUUCAUGACACUAAAUGUACAGACAGCAACCGUGCAAAAGCAGCAUCUGGACAAGACAGCACUUCACUACUGCAACAGAUCGAAGAAAGCAUGGAGCCUGAGAGGACAGCGGUGGGUUUCCCGGCUGAUCUGGGUGCCGGAGAGAUGACAGGUGGAUCACCGGAAUCGUGCAAGUACAGAUCCACCAUGCAGGAUAUUUUAUCUGAGAUCCAGAACUUGGUGGAAAAAAGUAACAUUAUAAAUAGAAUACCUCACACAGAUUUAAACUGGUACCUGAAGUCAUCUCCCAGUGAAGCAGACAUUCAAUUGGUGCGAACUAUUCAACAAGUUCUAGCAUGCAGAUAUCAGCCUGCACAACUCAGUGUCGCAGCUAUGACCAAACAGCUGGAGGAGGCGCAGGAACACAGGUGCAGGGUGCUGGAGCAAGCUGUUACUAUGGAAAGCGAUGCUACAAUGGUUUCAGACCCAAAUCCUAUCAAAAGGACUGAGAAACUAUGGAGUGCAGCACUGCUGGAUGCCUCUGCUACCAUGCAGGUGAAAGCUGCACAGCUGAAUCAGGUCAAACAGUAUCACCUGCAGAUGAAAAUGAGCAGAGCGUUCCUUGAGGUUGUAGCUGCUGAGAAGGAACAAAUGAGCCUGAAUUCCUUGGGAAGUAGUGCCUUACAAGCUGAAAAACUCAAUGCUUUGCUACAAACCAUGGAGAACAAGAAAUCACUGAUGGGAGAUUUGCUCUGCUUAAGUAGCCAACUGUCAGUCCACUUAAAUGAUGCUGAAAGCUCAGGUGCUCUCCUUGCUCAGCUUGGAGAUGUCCAGGAGGAAUGGAGACUUCUAGAAGGAAGCAUCAAAAGGGCUCUGCGUCAUGCAUCAAACUCCACCUCUCAGUCUUUGCUUCUAUUAAAAGAGGCUGAACAGCUUAAAACUAAACUUGAAGCUCUUCAAAAAUCUAAACUGAACAACUUAAGUGCUUUAGAAUUGUUUUGCUUGACCACAGAUUUAAAAAUCUAUAACCAGCUUUAUGUACAUCUGCAGUCCCAGUCAGACGCCCUCAUUAAUUUCUCUGUGGGUCAGAAAGAGAAGGAUGAGAUUGAACACAAUCUUAAGGAAUUGGGGUCCUUGCUAAGUGUCCUUAAGAGGAAGUUUGACUCUUGUACAUAUAGCUGUGGUGGCAUUUCUUCAAGUAGAAUCAACAAGCAAAUACAAGACCUGAUCAUAUGGGCAAAGCAGGCAGAAAACCAUAUUUUCACUGGACAAAAGUUAGCUCUGUUUCCUGAGGAGGCCCGCAUUCAAAUAACUGAAAUGAGAAAAUGCCAGACGGAUAUUUUGUCAAGACGAACUGAGAUGCAAGAACAGCUUGAAAAGCUGAAGGGUGAAGCCUCUAAUACAAAACAAGAAGACAGUGAAGUAUUAAAAACAGUAGAAGAUCUAUAUGAAGCUGUUACUGACAGCCUGGAUCAUGUUCUUGACACAAUGAAGAAAAAUCUUGGGGAGAGAGAGAAGCUUUUAUUUGAGCUUGCUAGCCUGGAUGCCUGGCUAGCAGAGACACAUGCUAAAAGAGACACCUGUAUCCAUGUGGAGAGUGUUUCGGAAGCUGAUAUUAGACAUUUGGAGAGUGAGCUGAAAGGUCACAAAUUAGCUACGGUGGAGAUCGAGAACCAACUAAAUCUGCUGGAAGUAAUGUCAGAAAGUUGUAUGAAAAUAGCCAUUGGGUUGAGUCCUGGAGAGAGCCGUUACCUUGUCAACAGGCUUGCAGGCCUUUGGACAGAAUUAGAUGGACUGCUAGCUCACGAGAAAGCCACCAGUUGGGAAUUGGAGGAGCUGAUUCAUGAGUGGACCUCAUCAAAUGAGGAGUUAUCUACCAUCCAGGCUAGCUUAAAGCAAAUUUCUACUGAUUUGGAGCAACAGAAGUUUCCUCUGACUCAAGAAACAUUGUUGAUGAUCUCUCAUUUGAAGCACAUGCUAAUGGAGCAUCAGUGUCAAGUACAAGAGCUUCAGCACUGCCAGGAGGCCAAGCGAAACUCCUUGCUUUGCUCUAUUGGAGAACUGCAAGACAAGUGCAAAAGUCUCAGUAUAGAAGCCUUUGAACAAGACAAGUAUUUGCACCUGAGGGAACAAAUGGAAGAAUCUAGAGAUAUUAUCAAAGGGCAAAUCCAGCAUGCCCAAAACAAAGCAGUCAGUGUGGGUGAGAGGUUUAGACUGUGUCAAACACUCCUUGUUGAACUUCCUUUGGUCAAGACACAAUGUCAAGAAGCAGCAGAUCAACUGGAGGCUAUAUCUAACGAGUUACACCCAUCUGAGCUGAUUUCAGAGAGGGAAAGGAUUCACUGCACAGUGGAAACUUUGGUCUCCUGGGAAAAUUCGGUCACAGAUGAUAUCAAAAGCCUAGAGGCCAAGCUUCUGAUGGGUCUGCGUUUCAACUCUGAGCUUCCUGCCUUUAUGAAGAUGUUACAAAGUUCAAGAGAGAAGCUGGAGGGAGCCGAACCAGUCAAUCCUGAAGAGAAAGCCAUAGAUAUUGCACUACAACAAUACUGGGUCAUCUGGAGAAAUGUGGAAUCUGGGAUGCGAGUGUUGGAAGGUCUGGCACAGAAAGAAAAAGUUAACUUGAGAAACUACAAGGAACUGUACUUCCUCAGAGAGGGAGUGAUUCAAGAGUGUCACUCGUGGAUGGCCAGUCUGUCUCAAGCUAGAGAAUCCUUGAAAGACUAUCAGUGGGCUGCUCAGGGAGCAAUAGGCUUCCUUCUUAAUGCCGAAGCAACCUUCCUGUCAGCCCCUGGAGGUUUUUUAGAUUGCACUGAAGAACAAAGCCAGACCCAACAGGCUUUACAAGCCCUUGAAGAUGGAUUUCAGGCUCAUAUUUGCCAUCUUGUUGAUCGGGUGCCCCAGCAGACCUGCCUCUCUGGCCCAAAUAUGGAAGGUCUCCACAUUGGCAUCCUCAGUCAGCUGUUGGUAGGAAGAGCUGUACUGGAGGCUCAGGCACAGCUCAGACUGGAAUGCUUACAGAGGUGUGAAAUAAGGCAACAAAGCCACAGGAAGUGUCAUGAAAGCAUACGCCAGCUUCUUUCAGAACUUGAAACCAGACUUUCAGAAUGUGCUGCAGAGCAAGUGACAUCAUACGAUAAAUGUGUUGCCCAACAAAGGAGAGCCAAGCUUCUGAUGGAAGAUCUUCGCAGCCUCACUGAGAAGAUAGAAGAUCUGAGAGCUGGCUGUCCGAUGCAGGGUUGUGGGGUGGGAAAGGAUGGCGAGCUUGGUGCCCUCUGGAGGCGCUGGGCAUCGUUACGACGAGGCUUUGGCCUCCUGAUGGCACACACAGAGCAGAGGAGAGAGGAAUGGAGGGAUAUCACAACAAGUAUGGAGCAGUGUUGCAGCUUUUUGGCCAGCCUUCAAGCUGAGGUUCCAGACUCUUCCAUUGUGAGUUUUACUCAAGAGGAACCCCAGGAACUUCUUGCCCAGGCUGAGAUGUACCAGGCAGGUUUGGAGCAGGAGCAGCAGGCCAUAUUGUCCCUGGAACAUCGACUGGAGCACGCCUUGAGCUUAUCCACUUCCCAUGAUUCCAUCAGCCCUGGACAUGUUGGGAAAACACUGAUGAAGAUCCAGGAGAAUGUCAGAAGCUUGAAGGAAAGAAACCUGCUGAUUGUGGCUGCAGCACAGGCAGAGACGAAAGAGAGACAGCAAAUCCAAGAGGAGAUAGGACAGGUGGAGAAAGAGUUAACUACUCUAUCAGAGUUAGAAUUGUGUUUAGAUCCAAGUGAAAGACAGAAGCUCAAAAAGGAUUUGUGGUCCCUGAAGAGCAAGGUUAAGUGUAUCAUGGAUAACGUGCAGAGCCGAUAUGAAGAGAUUCCCGCUGAUAUUGGAAAGCAGAUACAAGAAGUUCAACAAUCUCUACAGAAAGCAGAAGAGAUGCAACACAUAAACAACAGCAACCCUGUCAAGAAACUGGCUAAUAGAGUGAAGGAGCUGGGAUCUGGCCUUGAGAGAGUGGAAGCAUUACUGCAGAAGAAAAGCCCAACAGUUACUGAAGCUCAAAAUGUUCUCAAGCAUGUGUGGGAUGAGCUGGAUGGAUGGCACAGCAGCUUGAUGCUCCUGGAAAGCGAAGUCCAAGAUCUUGCAGAGGAGCUGCCAAAUGAAGCCCAGCUUCUCAUUGACCAGCUCACAGAACCACUGCAGCUCUACCAGAAUGCAGCUCACAUGGCCGAACACCGCACCGCAUUCCUCAGCAAGAUUCCCGCCUGUCUUCAGGAGUUUGAAGACAUUCUGCACAGAGCUGCUUGCUGGUUAGAUGAGGCCGAGUCAUGGCUCAGCACUCCUUGUUCAUUCACAACCACCAGAAGUCUCCAGAAUCACACAAAGUCUUUACAGCUGGUCCUUGAUGACUCUGAGAGGAUCAGACACACCCUGCAGGACUUCAGGUCAAUGCUGGCUGAGAUCUCCUCUGUGUGUGACAUGAAUGCCCAGAAGGAGAGGCUGAACCAGAGUGACCAAAAAGUCCACGAAAUGCAACGCAACAUCAUUGAGCCACUGAAGCAUCUCCUGCAGGCUACUGCAAUAGUGGAAGUGAUUGAAGCUGACCUAAAGACCAUGGAGAAGAAUGUCUCAAAAAUCCAGACAAUUUUAUCCUCGAUGGAUGUCUCAAACAUAUCCCUGGCAGAGCAUCUGCAAAACCGACAGGUGAUCCUGGCCAGUCUGCGGUCAAUGCAGAGCGGGUUAGAGGACAUAGAGAGAUGCAAAGGGGAGCUCCACAUCUCAGAAGGAGCAGAGGACCUGUUGGUCUUCAGCCGAGCAAGAUUGCUUCUGCAGUCCCUGGAUCAGCUGGAAAAACUCACCCAGGAUCAAGUCUCACUGCUGGAGAGCGAGGUUAAGGCAGAGGAAGAUGCCACUAUGAAUCUUGGCAUUGCUCCAAUCUCUGAUUCUCCUGAAAAGACAGAAGAACCAGGCAAAUCUGCACUAAGAAGCUUUGACAAGCAGGCUUUUGAGGUGUCUGGUUCAGAGGAAGAGGAGGAUGAGGAAUGCGAGAGUUGUCACUCUUCUUCCUCUGACACACUAACAUGCAGUGUUGCUGAGGACCCAGAGGAGACGAUCAAUCUUUCCGAUGAGCAAAGUGAGCAUAUGGCUGAAAUGAAGGACCUUCAGAGUUCGGCUCAUCAGAUUUCCUCAGAAGCUGGGACAAGUUCAAAAGGUGCCGUAACCAGCUUGAGGUCUCAAAAUGUGGAAACUGGAUUAAUUAAACCAGACUUGAAAGUUUUUAGUCCUAAAACGGUGAAGACUGAUUCUGCUAACUCAGCCACCAUCCCACCAGCUGAAGCUGCUGGUCCAGGUCCACAGAAAUCACCAAAACAGGAAACCGUAGAUCCUCAGAAAAAGGCUUGUCUGGUGGCAGCUGCAGUGGAAGACACAAGGCUGAUUCCCUCAAGACCAGUAACUCCAUUCAGUACUGAAAGAGCAUCAGAUGAGUUCAGAGAGGAGGAUGAAGAUCUGUCUCUGUCUACAACUUGCCAGGUACAUAGUGAUACCGUCAAUAGAAUGAAAGAGCAACAAGAAGUCAGCACUUGCCAUAGUAGUUUAGUGGAUAUACCCCCGCAAACCAAGGGACUCUCUGACAUGAUGAUUAGCUUGGCUGGACAUGAAGACCAUGGUGUGGAGUGCCAAAGUUGGGGUCAACUUUAUUCCCAAAUCUCACUAAAACUCAGCACUCUGAGAAGAAUUCAUGAGGAGAGUAAAAGUAAAACCAACACAGAAGCUGAAGGAGAGGAUGAUAAGCCUCAAGGAAAGGUGUCACCAUCAACUGGAUCUGUUUCUGCAGUUCUCCGCUGGACACAUGAAUCCAUCACUAUGCUAAGACUAAUGGUGAGGACUAGCAGUUCUCAUCAAAGGGUGAAGGAGGAGUUGUUCCAGGUUGUACGGAGGUUUCUCCUCUGUCUGGACUCUUUGGCAGACUUUCUCUUAACUCCUGCUGGAGCUGGUGAAGACGAUCCUCAGCUGAGGUUGCUGCAGUUGGAGUGUGUAUCAACUGAGCUGCUGACUCUAGCUGAGCUGGUGGUUAAAGUUGAGUCCGAAAUCAAACCUGCACUUUUGAAGGGAGAGCCAGAUGCUUACCGCUGUUUGAGCAUCAUUCAAGAUUGUCUUCAAACAGCCCAGCCGGUCCUCACCUCCUCCUACAAUCAGCUCAUUGAACAGUCAGGAUUCACCAACCAACAUCAGGACUUCUCUAACCAACUAUGUCUGCUGGAUGAGUUUAAGCUGCAACAGACUGAGAUCUUUCCAGAUCUGAAAGAUGCUCCCAGUUUGGAGUGUGUGCUGGGUAAACACCUAAGAAAGAGGGUAAAAGCCAAGCUGCAACACGCCUCUCGGGCCGUGCUUCAGGGAAUAGCUCGCCUCCUGGAAGUGUGUGAAGAAUGCUUAACAGAGAGACCGAAGAACCAGGUUCCCAGCCGUAGUAAACUUCAAUCUGCUCUCUGCAGAAACAAGAAGCUCCUAAAGGUCCUCAUGUCCCAGCUGGCUUUUGUUCAUUACCUUUUCCAACAAGAGUCAAAUGCACUCAAGAGUCAGGAGGACGAACGGGCACAACUGGAAGUCAGGGCCAAAGCACUGCAGCAAAAGGCUCUUGAACAGGAAGUAGCUUCUCAAAUGAGGCUGCAGGAGUGGAUCUGCUGGGAGGAGCAUUGUGGUCAACUGGGCAAGAUCCUGGAUGAAUCUGAGGCCUUCAUCAGCAGCGGUGCCCCAGUAGCAGAUGGGGAUGAGAGGCAGGUGCAGCACAGAAUGGAUGCCUGCAAGCAAACACUUGACCAGCUGGAUGAAUGCAGAGCUGUGUUGGAGCUGGUCCUGGAUCAGGGGAAGGCGCUGCAGACAGAACCGGGAUUUGCUGCUGCAGUCAGUCAGGCAGGAGGCGCUCUGGAGCUGCGAUGGAGGAACACCUACAGGCGCAUAAAGCAAGAAAUCCAACGCUGCAAAGACAUCCAGGACAGCAGGGCCAGAUUCCAGACUGAGUUUGCUUCAGUCAGUGAGUGGCUGCUUGUUGCCAGCAAACACCUGAAGUCUUUGCCAGGUCUGGCAGACUCUUCUGACCUGAGUGAGGAGAGUGUUCAAAGAAAUUUGGUUAAGCUGCUGGACUUCUCCAUGGAGGUGGAGGCCAUGUCUGUGCUAAGGACAUCUGUAUCCAAGGAUGCCACUCAGCUUAUCCACCUAAUGGAAGCUGAUUGUCCCGGACUGAGAGCUCAGCUCACCCAGCUAGAGGUCAGCUGGAACCAGAUAACCUUUGACCUGUCCAAGAUCCAAGAUCAUCUUCAGCAGGGUCUGCAGGGUGUGCAACAACCACUAAUGCAACUGUCUGAACUGGAGGACUGGAUGAAAAAAAUAGAGGCUCGACUGAGCCAGGAGAAAGAACAAGUCCUCAAAGUCAAGAAUGCAACUCAGAUCACUGAAAUUCUGCAAAACUAUCAGGUGUUAAUAUCAGCUAUGGCCAAAGGACAACUCCUACUUGAUUUCUUGUCCCAGUCUGGGUCCAAGAUGGUGAGAGGAGACAUCCAGGCUCUCUGGUUGGAACGCACAAUGUUUGCAGAGAAAUUCGGCACCGUCAGAUUUCAGUGGCUACUUCUUCAAAGGGAGCUGGAGAGCCAGACUCAUGAAGCUGAACAGAUCCAUCACACUUGUGCAGAACGAGAGAGACGUCUGCAGAGUCUUCACGGCUGGUUAGAGCAGCAGAAAAAGCAGCUGAAUCAGUGGAAACAGACCACCAGUCAAACACAGGCUAGCAAGGCUCUUCGGGAGUUGGAGGCUGGUGUGAGCAAAGUGGAGGAGGUUUUGGCUUCUCUGCUGGAGUUGACAACUAAACAAGUGCAUGAUGACAAGGAAAAGAAGCACCCAAGUGAUGUGGCAUUUGCAGAGCAAGCAGAGAGUGUUAGUCUUACCUGUGUGGAUCUUAUUCAACAGAUGGAAGCACUGAAACCAACACUUCAGAAGACAGUGGAGGAGUGGACUUGUUUUCACAGAGGUCUGAGGGAUGUUACUGUGCAUGCCACAAGGGUGCGCUCCUCACUUCAGCAUUUCCAAGCUCCUUUCUUCUCACUAAAGCAGACUGAAGGAUAUUUAAACCUCCUCCAGGAUCUCCUGGUGAAGGCUGCAGAGGGGGAAAAACUUUGGAUGGCUGUGGACAAAUCUUAUCAGGGGCUUUUGGAGACCCUCCAUCAUGGAGCAGCAGAGGCACUUGGUGCUCAAGUAGAAAAAGAGAGAAAACGGUGGAACGAUACAGCACAGGAAAUAAAGGAUGAACACAUAAAGACUGGAAGGACACUUUCCCUCUGGCGAGACUACACCCACCUUGCUGAUAGUUGCCCCCUCCACCUGCAGCACCUUUGGCAUGAGUGGGAGGAACUUUCAAGUCCUUCACUUUCUCCUGAAAAAGACAAACAAGCCAUGGUUUGUUCAGUCAAGAAGUUACAGGAUGCUAUUCAAGAAUUACAAAGCAAUGUAGGAGUUGUUCUGGAGGAGUCCAAACCUCUUCUUGGGCAGCUAGAACCACUGUCUGCCAAUUUAAUCCAAUCAAACAAUAGAUUGCUGUCACGGGACAUCCUGCUGCUGAACCAGGCAAUUUUAGGAAAAAGGAAAAGUUUUGAGGAGAAUUUUGAGCAGCAGAAACUGUUUCAAACUCGUCUGGAGGCCUUUAAAAAACAGAUGCAGACGUCGCUGCUUAAACUCAAGGCAGGCAGAAAUGACACCGACUCUUUAAAGGAGGUUGUUUUGGAGCUCAGUGAUUUGUUUCCAUUACUAGUCGAUAUUGUGGAGAUGAGUGCUGAAACGAACAAACAGGAAACAGAGAAAUUGCACACACUGAGCAGAUGGUGGGUGGAAAGCUUGUUUCAGGCAUCAGACAUAAACAGGGAGUUGCAUCAUAAGCUGCAGCGCUCCCACAACUUUGAAGAGAAGUGUAAUAAGCUGAAAUGUAUCCAGGAAAAACUGGAGCAAGAAUCCAUGUGCAGAAAACCUCCAACUUACUCAAACCUCCAAGAGAUGCUGGCUGUCCAUCAGGGACUUCAGGCUGAGAUAAUUAUUGGCCAUGAGCUCCUCCGGGGUCUCCUCUCGGAUGCGGUGGAGUCUAUAGAAACAGAAAUGAGGCAGAAUAGAUCUGAACUCAUGCAUCAAGUGACCUGUAUAAAGAAGAGCUGGUCCAACUCUGUGACUCUGGCUGGACAGAACCGGACCAUGAUAAAGGAAGGCCUGCACUGUUGGAAAAUCUACCGUCAUGGCCUAAAACUUUUGCGGAAGAUGUUUACAGCCGUGGACUCUUUGCUGCCCCCUACUGGACCAUGUUUAUACACGCUGCAUCAGCUGCAGAACUUUACUGAUGUUUACCAGUGUGUUGAGAAGUGUUUAGGUCUGCACUUUGCAGUGUACACUCAGACUGUGGAGGCUGGCAAACAUUUGUGUGAAACCAUCACAGUGUCUGAGUGUCAGAGUCAACUACGGUCAGAGCUUCAGGACUUAGAGGAAACAUGGGAGCAAACCAGCUCCCUGCUGAGAAAGAGCAUAAGCCUGGCUAACACCACAGACCAGAUGUGGACUCAGUGUCAGGUUGGAAUAAGCAACAUCGUGAAUGAACUGGAUCAGGUGAAGAAGCUGCUGGCUGGAAGACCAGAGGAAUCUGAAGAGCUCAUUCAGGAGACUGAGUUCUCUCUGCAGCAUUUGGCCAGUGGAUUAAAGGAACUGGCCACCAUGAAGACAGACCUGUCCCAGUACGUCGCAGCCAGUGACUCGAUUCUGCUGGAGCAGCAGCUGGAGCAGCUCCACAGUCAGUGGGAAGAGCUGUGUAUGAAGGUUUCCUUACGCAGGCAAGAAAUAGCCGACCACCUCAAUGCCUGGACCAUCUUCAAUGACAAGAACAAAGAGUUCUGUGAUUGGUUAACUCAGAUGGAGAACAAGGUUUGCCACAGCGGAGAUCUGAGCAUCGAGGAAAUGGUGGAAAAACUGAAGAAGGACUGCAUGGAGGAAAUCAACUUGUUCAGUGAGAACAAGAGCCACCUGAAGCAGCUGGGAGAGCAACUGCUGCUUGCCAGUGACGAGGCGAAGCAGACCCAGGUCCAUGGCUCGCUGCAGGAAGUCAGUCAGCGAUGGCACAACCUAUUUCACCACAUCGAAGCCAGGGUGAAGAAGCUGAAGGAGACUCUGGUGACGGUGCAGCAGCUGGAUAAGAACAUGAGUAACCUCCGCUCGUGGCUUUCUCGCAUUGAGGCCGAGCUGUCCAGACCUAUCACCUACAGCAUCUGUCAUGAACGGGAGAUCCAGAGGAGGCUGGCUGAGCAGCAGGAGCUGCAGAGGGACAUUGAGAAGCAUACAGAAGGCGUUGCAUCAGUUCUCAGUCUGUGUGAUGUUCUGCUGAGGGAUGAAGAUGCUGCUGGUGGCUCUGAGGCAGAGAGUGACUCCCUGCAGGAAACCAGCCGGAGCCUGGACCAGCGCUGGAGGACCAUCUGUGCUAUGGCUCUGGACAGAAGGCUCAGAAUCGAGGAGACAUGGACACUCUGGUGCAAGUUCCUUAAUGACUACUCCCGCUUCGAGGACUGGCUCAAGAUGGCAGAGAGAACAGCAGCCAACCCCAACUCUGCAGACGUCCUCUUUACUGUUGCCAAGGAGGAACUCAAGAAGUUUGAGGGUUUCCAAAGGCAGGUUCAUGAGCGACUGACUCAACUGGAACUCAUCAACAACCAGUAUCGCCGUCUGGCCCGGGAAAACCGCACAGAUCGAGCCAGCCAGCUCAAAGCUAUGGUCCGUGAGGGUAACCGUCGCUGGGACACACUGCACCGCAGAGUGGCCGCCAUCCUCCGCAGACUCAAGUAUUUCACCAGCCAAAGGGAAGAUUUUGAAGGCACCAGGGAGAGCAUGCUGGUGUGGCUGACUGAGCUGGACCUGCAGCUUACCAAUGUUGAGCACUUUUCAGAAAGUGACGUCCAUCACAAGAUUCAACAGCUUAAUAGUUUCCAGAAGGAGAUCACCCUGAACACUGAGCGUAUUGAUGGGCUGAUAGUGUUUGGAGAGGGUCUGAUCCAGAAAAGUUCCCAACAGGAUGCAGCGCUGAUAGAGGAUGAGCUAGAAGAACUGCACUCCUACUGCCAGGAGGUUUUCAGCAGGCUGGUUCGCUUCCACCAGCGCCUCAGCCAGCCCCCAAUGGUUAAAGAAGAACCAGAGCUCUCCACUACAACCUUCUCCCUGGAGUCUAGCUUGGAGCUGAUUGGUCGGUCAUGGGUGGGGAGGAGCCAGGGAAGCCUCCCGGCCACACCCACCCACCUGUUGACCUCCCCUCUGGAGCGUUCUGGUCGGGAGACACCUGUGAGCGUGGACUCCCUGCCUCUGGAGUGGGACCAUACUGGAGAUGUUGGAGGAUCAUCAUCACAUGAGGAUGAUGAAGAAGAAGAGGAACAAGAAGAGGAGGGAACUUACUUUAGUGCACUGUCAGUUUCAAGUAGAUCUAUGGUUGCUCAUGAGUCUCCAAGAUGGCAGACACCAAGAGAUGCAGAAGCUCUCCUCGACGCUGAGGAACACACUGACACUGCACCUGCCCUCACCAGCACGCCCAUAAAGCAGGGCUAUCUGCAUCUCAUGUCUCAGUGCAGUGGCAGCAUCGAGAACUUAAAGAGAGUCAGCCUGAUCCUGGAUGAUGAAGAGCAGCAGGAGGAGUUUGGUCUGACGGGACUGACUGCCUCAGACAAACAGUCAGGUGUGAUUGAACGCUGGGAGCUGCUCCGAGCUCAGUCCAGGUGUGAUAAGCAGGCUGGCCCUCGGGAGCUUCAGCAGCUCACAUCUGAGCUAGACGACAUCACUUCCUGGUUAGAGAAAAUCAUGCCUGAGCUGCACCGACUCCAGAAGUCUGACCCAGCUGGCAGCAUAGAGGACUUAGAAGCCAGAGCCAGAGAGCUCAAGGAGAUGCAUAAAGUGUUUGCACACUACAAGUCCAUCAUGUUGUCCGUAAACCUACGAGAAGAGGAAGCUCCUGAGCUACAGGAGAGAGUGGCGAGUAUGAACACAGACUGGAGUAAAGCCUGUACAGGACUUCAGCGUUGGGACAGCAGCCUGAGGAGGACCCUGAUGCGCUGUCAGGAGUUUCAUGAAACCCUCCACUCUUUGCUGCUGUGGUUGGCUAAUGCUGAGAGCAGAUGCUACUCAGUGGACAUAAACCAUCCAGAAACAACAGUCAGAGCACUGCAACAACAUGUCAACACACUAACUGAGCUGCAGGAGGAGCUGCAGCGUAGGCAGGCUCAGCAGGCUUCCCUCCAGGCUCUGUGGUCUCACCUCCAGCCUGAAGAGGGUGCAGAGGAAAGCGACGAAGCCCAGGAGAAGCUCCACGUGACAGGCAGCAAGCUGAAGCUGCUGUUGAGGCAGGUGGACCAGGACCUCAACACCCUGCAACAGCGUCUGGAUUGUGAGUCUGCGUCAGCUGUUAAAGGCCAAAGUGUUUCAGCAGACACAUCUCAGGAGGCAGCACAAUCAAAGAAAGCAUCCUCCAUUCAAAGAGAGAGAAGACAGUCCUCCCCGCCUCGAUCCUUCUUCUACCGUGUCCUGCGUGCUGCCUUCCCCCUCCAGCUCCUGCUUCUGCUCCUCCUCCUCCUCCCCUGCCUGAUCCCCCUCUCAGAAAGUGACCCCAGCUGCACAGUGACCAACAACUUUGCUCGCUCCUUCUACCCAAUGUUACGUUACACAAAUGGCCCUCCGCCCACCUGAGUAGACCGUUCACAGAUAGGAAGACAUGUCUCUGAAAUAAUUUCUUCUGUUCAUUAGAGAUCAGUUCAUGUCCUCUAAAUGACCAUGAAAAAUCACUCAUUAGCUGCACGUAGGAUGAUAAUCAGACUGCAUCACUGCUUUUUUUUUGCUUUUUUUUUAGAUUUGGAUGCUCAUGUAUUAUUAAAUGAACUCCAAAACAUUUCAGCCAGUUGACUGAACUCUAGACAGUUUUUUAAAUUGU
This is a messenger RNA of Melanotaenia boesemani (Boeseman's rainbowfish), 22081 nucleotides long. RefSeq names its product nesprin-2-like. Gene Ontology annotation, molecular function: protein binding. The transcript is spliced from 110 exons. NCBI's taxonomy places the organism in Eukaryota, Metazoa, Chordata, Actinopteri, Atheriniformes, Melanotaeniidae. The coding region runs from base 1 to 21840 and encodes 7279 amino acids. The record is from RefSeq and is a predicted model, not a curated record. Gene Ontology annotation, cellular component: membrane.